UAUAAAGCUCGACAUCAAUAGAAACGUAAAUUGUAUUGUUUGUAGUUCGACCUAAUAUGAAUUGUUAACAAGGGGGCGAGUAUUUGAUUUGUUAACAAAUAGUAUUAUAAUAUCCUCUGUAAUAAUUGUGAUCGUUGGUUCUGAAGUGAUUAUUUUUUUAAAGUUGUCUUAGUCGGUGCUAUUGUUUGUUUGACGGUGUCACUGGUGUCAGUCAGAGCCAGCAGAAGAGCAGAAGGAUAUAAAUAGAUUAAGCCACAGGGUAGCGAAGUUUGAUAGUUUGUGUCAAGUUAAAAACAAAACAUAACAGACAAUGGUGUGAUAAAUAUUCUUAUAAUUAUUAGAUUAGAAGAGAGUGUACAUAUAACCAAUGAGCAACAUGGCUAUGUCAAAUUUUUAUUCUAAAAUAUCCCAAAAACCCAUUAAGAGGAUUCAGGAUAUAAAUGUUUCUCAGACCAACCAAUGGGUAAAUGUGGAAACACUUAAUAAUGGAGGACUAUCAAUAUCACCACCCAACAACAUCUCACAACGAGAAUCGAUGCAGAUUACCCAACCUGCGAGUGCACCCACGUCACCCCUUGCGUCUCCCAACUUUAUCACAUCAACAAACUUCAAUCUUACAUGCUCCAGUCUUACUACUCUCGACUCAAAUUGGCAAGCCACCAAGUCAACUGUUAGAGAAAGAAAUGCUGCCAUGUUCAAUAAUGAGCUUAUGGCAGAUAUUAGAUUUAUAGUUGGGAGUCCAGGUCAGACACAGAAGAUUCCUGCUCACAAGUACGUUUUAGCCACAGGUAGUUCUGUUUUCUAUGCCAUGUUUUAUGGCGGACUCGCAGAAAACAAAGAUGAAGUUGAAGUUCCUGAUGUUGAGCCUUCAGCAUUUUUAACAUUGCUCAAGUACCUGUACUGUGACGAGAUCCAGUUAGAAGCAGACACUGUGCUGGCCACUCUGUAUGUUGCCAAGAAGUACAUCGUGCCACACCUGGCCCGUGCCUGUGUCACCUAUCUGGAGACUAGCCUGACUGCCAAGAACGCCUGUCUGCUGCUGUCACAGUCCAGACUGUUUGAAGAGCCUGAUCUGAUGCAGCGUUGUUGGGAGGUUAUUGACGCUCAGGCAGAAAUGGCACUCCAUUCAGAAGGCUUUGUUGAUAUAGACCUUAACACUUUGGAAAGUGUGUUGGGCCGUGAAACUCUAAACUGUAAAGAAAUGCAUCUGUUUGAGGCGGCUUUGAGUUGGGCUGCUGCAGAAUGUGUUCGUAGAGACUUGGAACCCACCGCACAAAACAAACGCCAAGUGUUAGGUUCAGCUCUUUACCUAGUUCGAAUACCCACAAUGAGCCUCGAUGAGUUCGCUAAUGGAGCCGCACAACUUGGAAUCUUAACCCAGCAAGAGACUAUUGACUUAUUUCUACACUUCACUGCACAUAACAAACCACAUUUGAACUAUCCUACAAAACCUCGAGCUGGACUCAAACCCCAGGUCUGUCACAGGUUUCAGUCUUGUGCCUAUCGCAGCAAUCAGUGGCGGUAUCGAGGUCGUUGUGACAGCAUUCAGUUUAGUGUCGACAAACGAAUAUUCAUUGUAGGGUUUGGACUUUACGGUUCUUCCAACGGUGCUGCAGAUUACAGUGUAAAAAUUGAAUUGAAACGGUUGGGACGGGUCCUUGCUGAAAACAACACAAAGUUCUUUUCCGACGGUUCCAGUAACACAUUUCACGUGUACUUUGAGCAUCCGAUACAGAUAGAGCCCGAGUCGUUCUACACAGCGUCUGCAGUGCUGGACGGUGUGGAACUGAGCUACUUUGGCCAGGAGGGCCUCAGCGAGGUAACGGUGGGUUGUGUCACGUUCCAGUUCCAAUGUUCCUCAGAGAGUACCAACGGAACUGGGGUGCAGGGAGGCCAGAUACCCGACCUCAUCUUCUACGGGCCAUCUACAUUCACAACAGAUGAACACUGAUUGUACACCUUGACUUGAUGAUUCUCCUAAUUUAUCCAGUGCACACCAAUUGGAAAAAUUUUACAAAAAUACCUUCAGAUGCACUUAAUAUUAGGUUUUUAAAACAUAUUUUCAUGUAUUUAGCGAUCUUUUGAGUGUUAAAAAGCGAGUAGGAAUGUAGAUUACAGUCAAUUAGGCACAGUAUAUUGAUAAAUAAUUUGACCUAUCACAUUGUUCUAAUCAUUAGAGUAUAUUUAGAAUGUAAGUAAGUUAUUAAAUCAUUAAUUCAAAUGUCAAGACUUUCCUACUUCCAGAAAGUUUGUAUUUUAUUUCUCUAUUUUUAAGAGGAUUACUAUAAAGUCCUAAAAAUUUAUAUUCUAAAUGAGUUGAGUUGUAAAUAUACUUAAAAUUUUAAUAACAAUGCAAAUAACAAAGAAUGUAAGAUAUUUAUUUCAAGUAAUUAUUUAAAUAAUAAAGUAGAAGAACAUGUACACUAGUUUCAACUUGUAUUAUUUGAAA
Molecule: messenger RNA, 2449 nt
Organism: Macrosteles quadrilineatus (aster leafhopper)
Lineage: Eukaryota; Metazoa; Arthropoda; Insecta; Hemiptera; Cicadellidae
Gene: lute
Product: BTB/POZ domain-containing protein 6-B
Exons: 6
Coding region: 368-1951 (527 amino acids)
Biological process (GO): neurogenesis
Cellular component (GO): cytosol
Molecular function (GO): protein binding
Source: RefSeq, a predicted model, not a curated record